UUGUAACAGUCUUUUGACUAAACACAUGGAAAUUCACACGAGCGAGGAACCCUGUAUGAUCUCUGUUAAAAUGAGAACUUGCACGGGUAAGAAGGUGCUCUCAUGUGAUCUUUGUGGAAAGACUUUCAGUCAUAAAGGUAAUCUAACUAAUCACAAGAAAACUCACUCUGGUUCAUUUGCAUGCUCAACAUGUGGAUUGGAAUGUGGUCAUAAAACCUCUCUAACCGUUCACAUGAAAACUCACACAGAUGGGAGUCCUCUUGCAUGUGACCUUUGUGGAAAAUGUUUCACUCGAAAAGAGACUUUAAUUGUUCACAUCAGGUCUCACACUGGUAGUAAGCCUUUCUCAUGUGGGACCUGUGGCAUUGGUUUUAUUCGUAGACCUGCUUUAACUGCUCACAUGAGGACACACACAGGUGAGAGGCCUUACUCAUGUGAGGUUUGUGGAAAAGGCUUUUUUAUAAAGUGUGGGCUAAAACAUCAUCUAAAAAUUCACAUGGAAAAGAAGCCAUUCCUGUGUGGGGUUUGCGGGAAAAGUUUUACUCAGAAUUGGAAGCUAAGAGAACACAAAAGAACUCACACAGGUGAGAGGCCUUACUCGUGCGAGGUUUGCGGAAGAGGAUUCUCUUCGAGUAAUGCGCUAAACGGUCACUUGAAAACUCACACAGGUGAGAAGCCUUUUUGGUGCAAGGUUUGUGAAAAGGGGUUUGUUCGAAAGGGUGUGCUAAAGGAUCACCUGAAAACUCACACAGGUGAGAGACCUUUCCUAUGUAGAGUUUGUGGAAAAGGGUUUAUUCGAAAAACUAGGCUUACUGAACAUGAGAGAACUCACACAGAUGAGAAGCUGCCGUACACGUGCAUGAUUUGCAGAAAAGGAUUCUCUUCAACGACUGGGCUAAAAUACCAUUUAACUACUCACACAGGUCAAAAGCCUUUCUGUUGUGAGGUCUGUGGACAAGAAUUUGCUCUGAAAAAAUACCUAACUGAUCACAAGAGAAAUCACACGAGCGAGAAGCCUUUCCUCUGUGGGGUUUGUGGAAAAGGGUUUAUUAGGAGAACCAGGCUAAAUGAACAUGAGAGAACUCACACGGGUGAGAAGCCUUACUUGUGUAAGGUUUGCGGAAGAGGAUUUGCUAUAUCUUCUGGGCUAAAAUAUCACUUAAGAACUCACACGGGUGAGAGGCCUUUCCGGUGUGAGGUUUGUGGAAAACGGUUCAUUCGAAAGAGUGCGUUAAAUGUUCACAAGAAAAUUCACUCCGAAGAGAAGUCUGUGUGACGGUGUUGGUGCCUAAAAAAAUCACUUCUCUAUAU
This is a messenger RNA of Cyprinodon tularosa, 1311 nucleotides long. RefSeq names its product zinc finger protein 615-like. The coding region runs from base 26 to 1276 and encodes 416 amino acids. The record is from RefSeq and is a predicted model, not a curated record. The transcript has a single exon. NCBI's taxonomy places the organism in Eukaryota, Metazoa, Chordata, Actinopteri, Cyprinodontiformes, Cyprinodontidae.